AUGGAGUUGAUUCUGCUUUGCGAUCGACUCAUUCCAUACGUACCAUGGUUCCUCAACACAACUCAAGCUCAAAUUCAACCGUGCCUUCUUCGUGGUGACUUCAAUGGCAGAAAUAGGUCUAUCGACGAAAACGAUAACUUGACCAUGUUUGAUGGUCCAUACGAAGCUGACAUGCAUACAAUGACUCAUAAAUUCAUUCAAUCAUACUUUGAAGCUAUUGGAAGUUUUAUUGAUGGAUAUGAGAUGCGUUUCAACUUGCAUAAUCUCGUCAGACGUCUCAAUUGUAUUGCUGAUGUUGAGCAUUCUCUUUGUCGAUCAAAUAUUUUUGAAUGUCUCAAGCAAUUGUUGACCUAUUGUGGUGCCUGGACAUCACCCUUGGUUAGAUUUCCUUGUGGAAGAAAACUACCUUUCGACAAGAUCAAUCAUCCCUCAGAUGUAAACAGCAAGGAAAAACAGGUGAUUCUUGUCUAUGGUGGCAGCUUUUGUCCAAUUCAUUUGAAUCAUCUUGCGGUCAUUGACUUUGCUGCCAACGCUCUUGAGAGUCCACUCCACAACUUCGAAAUCCUUGACAGCUACUUGUGUCCAUCGUCUAGCAGUUGGUUAGGGAAAAAACUAGCAGGAAAACAUUUACCUGAUGGACAUAGAGAUGCUUUACUGUUACUUGCUACUGAAGGCACGCGUUGGAUGGUUAAUCGAAGUUAUUGUUCACCGGACAAACUUUCACAAGCUAUUUUACAGGAAUGUGACGAUCGAUUUGGCAAAGGCUUCAACAUUUCAAUAAUCCAUAUUUGUGGUAUAGAUGCUAUUGAAAAUAAUACAGGAAUACUCUCUACUCAAUAUCCUCUUGCCGUUGUCGAUCGACCUUGA
This is a messenger RNA of Rotaria socialis, 867 nucleotides long. The record is from the annotation of a GenBank genome assembly. Lineage: Eukaryota; Metazoa; Rotifera; Eurotatoria; Philodinida; Philodinidae.